AGCCUUAGAAGUUCAUCAUCAGUUCCAUUACACAACUAUCUCUUCUCUCAUUCUCUCAACUCUUACCCUUCCUCAGCAUCCUAAUCCUUCUUCAAUAUCAACAUGAUGAAAUUGGUGCUAAAAGUGGAACUCUAUGAUAACAAAGUUAAGACAAAGGCCAUGAAGGCAGUUUCUGGUCUUUCAGGAGUGGAAUCAGUGUCGGUGGACAUGAAGGACCUAAAGAUGACAAUAAUUGGGGAAGCUGAUCCAGUGACAGUGGUGGGGAAGCUUAGGAAACUGUGCCAUGUAGAGAUAGUGUCUGUUGGGCCAGCCAAAGAGGAGAAGAAGGAAGAGGGCAAGAAAGAAGAAAAGAAGGGAGGAGAAGAGAAAAAGAAGGAUCCAAAGGAAGAGAUGGCUGAUAUUAUUAAGGCAUAUGAACAAUAUUGUAAUCAGAUGAGGCAGCCAUAUCCCUAUCACUACUAUUACAGAAUUGUGGAAGAGGAUCCUAAUUCCUGUGUUAUCAUUUAGGGGGAUUUCAAUAUUGGAAACAAUAUAUAUAUAUUUAUUUUAAAAUAGAAAAUAAAUGAGGACAUGGUGGGAAAAGAAUAGGGUGGCUGGAGACUUGUAUGUAUACUACGGUACAUUUUAGUUUUGUUGAAAUUUUGGGCUUUUUUUCUUGGGAAAAAAGAAAAAAAAAAGUUGUGGUUGUGAGUCUUGUGAGUUGUGACUUUGUGGAGGAGCAAUAUAAUCUGUACAUUAUUUUUAUAUAUGGUGCAACAAUGUUUUUAGA
This is a messenger RNA of Arachis stenosperma, 769 nucleotides long. Its product is annotated as heavy metal-associated isoprenylated plant protein 39-like. Lineage: Eukaryota; Viridiplantae; Streptophyta; Magnoliopsida; Fabales; Fabaceae. The record is from RefSeq and is a predicted model, not a curated record. Bases 103 to 507 code for a protein of 134 amino acids. The transcript has a single exon. Gene Ontology annotation, molecular function: metal ion binding.